Messenger RNA from Lingula anatina, 1173 nucleotides. RefSeq lists its product as uncharacterized. The record is from RefSeq and is a predicted model, not a curated record. NCBI's taxonomy places the organism in Eukaryota, Metazoa, Brachiopoda, Lingulata, Lingulida, Lingulidae.
UUAAAGGAUAUUUUAGAAAAAGUUCCAGGACUGCCUUCGGCCUUGUACUGAAACACCGAAAUGGCUCAAGUGUUGCAAUUAGUCGUUGGUAUUAUUGUCUUUGAAAUCAUUUGUUGCUUCUGUCCACUGCACGUCACUGGUGUUAAAGUAUCAUCAUGCAGAACAACAGUCUUACCUGGUUUGAGGAAUGAUGGCAACUUGAACACCACCCGAGACAUCCUGAUGCAGGAACCCCAAGAGGGUCUUCAAGAUUGUGCCAGGAUGAAAUUCAAAUCAACUGAGGCCAAAUCUGUGCAGUUUUGUACCACGUCGAAGAUGUGCAUCGUUUUUAGCACCGAGUUAACGCCAGCUAUUAUAGAAGACGCCAUGGCUGAUAGCAACUGUGUGCUUAUGAAGUUCACUUGUGAUGAGAUUAAGCCUAACAUUGACCUAACAGAAGUUGGCACCACUGUAUCUUUAACAGACCGUGUUACGUCUGAUCAACCAGGUGAUUCUGAGUCGAACCCGGGUGCUAAUUGUACAGAUAUUCUCCAAGCCCAACCAGAAGCAGUGUCAGGUGUCUACUGGAUCUCAACACAGGAUCAAACGUUUAAGGUUUUCUGUGAUAUGGACACUGAUGGAGGGGGCUGGACUCUCGUCUGGAGUUACACUUUCACAAAUUUUAGUUCAAACUUGACCGGUGCCCUAACACCAAGACCGAGUUGGUCAGCGUCUCAGGGCGAUGUUCCCAUCUCCAUUACCCCACCGCUGAAUGAGACAGAUUUCAAUGCCGUAGAUUUCUCAUUGUGGAAAUUCAUCGGUGCACAACAAUUCUUGGUGAAAUCGACCAUCAAUCAUUGGAUAACCUGUAAUGGCAAUAAGCUGGUAGAAUUCAAACUGGGAUCAAUUGACUGCCGCGUUGUCAAAACUAUUGGUAACAGUUCAUGCAAUGACGUGGUUCCCAUUCGUUUUUACACCACUAAUGGGUUUAGCAGCGAUUAUCCUUUGGCUAGAAAAGGUCCAGCUCUUGCUGUAUCCAGUAGUCCAUAUUCAAUAGAUACAACUGCGUAUUAUUACUUCUGGGCGUCCACAAGUGGGUCGUACUGCCCCGUGCAUGACCCUUGCGGUUUAGGACGCUGUUAUGGGCAUAAACCAGACCCCGUUAUGCCAUAUGGCAACAUUUACAUUCGCUAA